AUGAGCUCGCUUGCUUUGAAGCUGUUAGAGACGCGUCAAACAUGUCAACAAAACCCCGCCUUUGAUCUACAGGACCCUUGGAAGCUGGCAAUGCAGCUUCGCGACCACAAGGAACAAAGCAGCAGACAGCCAAGUAAUGUUCUGAGUCAACGUCUUAAACAGAUAAUCAGUGAUCCAAGUGCGCGAUCGUUCAAGCUUCAGCGCGAGAAUAUCGAUCCUGUCGAGCUAAACGUUCUGAUUGAGUGGACUCUAGCCAAAUUACACGAGGGUUCGGAGGGAAAGGAGAUUCUGACGCUGGAGGGAGCGAAACAGGUCCAGAACCAGAUCGAGGAGCUUACCGCAUCGAAACUACAAUUACUCAAAGAACUGGCAGAGAACAAGCAGUCGCAGCUGUUUGAACGUUUUGUCCGGAUUGACAAGGACUUGGACUUUUUGCAGGCAAAGCUGACUAGCCACGAGAUCCUCGUCGCGCAGCUGGGAUACGUGCAGGACAUAUUCCUAGAUCAGAACCCUGCUUUCGUGGCCAGCGACGUGGAGCGGUCGCUGGAGGGGCUUGUGUCUAAGGUGGUGUCGAUGUUUGUGCAGAACAACGUCGAACUUCCGGAGCCGAACAUCGAGAAGAUGCGCAUUCGCUCACAACUACCUGACCCGCAAAUUUGA
Molecule: messenger RNA, 660 nt
Organism: Ogataea haglerorum
Lineage: Eukaryota; Fungi; Ascomycota; Pichiomycetes; Pichiales; Pichiaceae
Exons: 2
Coding region: 1-660 (219 amino acids)
Source: RefSeq, a predicted model, not a curated record